AUGAGAUCGCUCGACGGUGUCUUCGAUGGGAACCGAUUAUUGCAGGGAUUGAUGGCCGACACGAAUGGCAACGCUUCGCAACCGACUCUCAUCACAGCUAAUGAUUUGCCCGCAACUGAUAGUAAACUGAACCCAAAGGCGUCCGAAAUUGAUAAGAAAAACGCGACGAUUGUUAUGAAUGACGGAAACAAACCGACGAUCGAAGAGAUUAAAGCGAAAGCCUUUUACUGUCGAGAUAUUGAAAGCAAAGUAUUGAAUAAAAGUGUUGAAAACGAGACAUUUCUAGUCGUGGAUAAGAAUCCGAACGUUAAUAAUGUUAAGGGUUUUGUUGACCGCAAUUGCGAAGAGACGGAUAAGUUUCAGCGUUUAGUCGAUAAGUUUAACAGCAAUAUAGCGUCGAUUUGGGCCAAGACUGGAGGCAACGCUCUAUCGUUUAAUAAUAGCCACAAAAAUGACAACAUCUNUGUUAAGGGUUUUGUUGACCGCAAUUGCGAAGAGACGGAUAAGUUUCAGCGUUUAGUCGAUAAGUUUAACAGCAAUAUAGCGUCGAUUUGGGCCAAGACUGGAGGCAACGCUCUAUCGUUUAAUAAUAGCCACAAAAAUGACAACAUCUGGAGCUUUGACUCGUCCUUUUCGUCAAACCAGUCGUCGGCCACUCCCAGCCCUAAACCCAACGCAAUAGACAUCUGGUCAUCAAUGCCUUUAGCGGAGAUCAACGAACGACUGGCCAAUAAGACAGCGCUCACCACAACCGUCGAUGACAUGUAUUCAAUGCCUGAAAUGAAUUGGGAGUCCAAUCUUCUCAAAUCGAUUAACGCGUUUCCCGACGACGGCUUCAUCGAUGGUAAUCACGACCUCAUCGAUGACGAAACCAAUUGGUUGCCCAACACUAACGACUCCACUCUCAUAACACUUCAAAAUCACCAGAAGAACAGUCCGUUUAUUGAAUUUAAUUCGACGCCUAAGACGUCCGAAAAGGACUCUGCGCUCGAAUUGUCCAAAUUGUUGUCAAUGGUAUCGCUUUUAAGCAACAAAUCUAAGCAUCACUUGAGUCCACCGCCUGAAGAGAAUCUGUUGACUUCGCCUAAGACUCACUUUCAGCCAAUAAAACACGACUCGUUUGAAAGGGACGACUCCGACGAGGGGUCCGUCGCCGACAUUACCGACACUGAAGUGAAGAAACUGGUCAUCUGUUCGGAUAAGUGUCCCAACAAUGGAGACCACAAACCGAAAGAAAGCGCCGCAAGUCUUGUGCUCCGCUGUCGACCGGUGUCCACAUCACUGGACGAAAUGGCCUCAUAUAUGGGUCCGUUCAGUGACUUCGAGUUCGGUUCCAAUGAAUUUCUGACAUCACUGCCUAUAAGUGAAGAAAUGGAGUUUACUAUUGGCCACAAAGAGAGUCAAAUGAGCGACAAAUCGACAAAUACUGAAAAUGAUCUUCAGAUGGAUGUGAAGGCAAAACUUGAGCCAAUACUGGAGAGCAAUGUCGAGGGAGAACCCGAACCCGAAUACCAAGACUUAUAUAAUAUGAUUAACGAAGUUCUUCGGAACGGUAUUCUCGAUAACGACAACUCUCUGGUGGCCAACAGUUCUGCAACAGUCACUUCGCUGGACGACUGGUAUGACUCGGAUUACGACAAUUGCAAUGAUUUGGUUUCCACUCCCAGUCGGGAGAAGCGUUUGUCUUGGAAUUGCUAUUGGGAUACGUAUGACAUCGCUUCCACUGGUGAUCACUCGAUGGCCUCUAAAAGUCACUUCAAACCUAAGGAUCCGAAGCCUCGCUUGAGUGGCGAAGACAUUAGUGGCGAUCAAAUGACCAACAGUUUUGCGUUUGGCUCUAAAUUCUCUAAAAAAUUGUUAACCGAAACCAAUGACGACGUCUUCGCCGACGAACUCUACUCUACUAACAGUCGUUUCGCUAACUGUUCUCUCAGUGAAUGUCCAGAAUAUGAAGAAGUGUUGGACGACUACGGGUUUCCAAGGGAUGAUUUCGACGCCUAUCUCUCUGUCAACGGCGACAACGGAUCCGAUUAUCACUCGAAGAAAGAUAUGUCCACUUUUGGCGACACGUUUAAUCUGCAGCUAAAGCCCCGCUAUAGUGAAGGUCCAAAGCGUAGUCGAAAGCCGUGCACUUUCUUCAUAGAAGGCCAGUGCAAGAGAAGUGACUGCAAGUACUCGCACGACAUGAGCGCCAUUACAUGCAAAUACUGGGAGGAAGGCUUCUGUUUCAAAGCAGAGAUGUGUCCAUUCCUUCACUCGUACACCGAUGAGCCACAAGUGAUCAAAACAAAGCCGUUUGGAUGGAAAUCGCGGAAAUGUUAUGCCAUUGAAUCUGAAUCUGAUUUCCCGUCGCUGGCGAUCCUUCCCGACUCCGGAGAGAACACUCCGACGCCGUCGGAAGCGGAUCAGUGCCCGCCUCGGGUCGAACACCACUUCUUUGACUUUCGCACCACAUCUGUGGCGGACAACGGGAGGGGCAACUGUGGCGUCGGGCUCUCCAAAGCCAAACUACCGAUUACUGUCGUUAUGAAGAAAAAGGUUAAGAAACGCAAAGACAGAAAUUUGCAAUGAAUUACAAAUUGAUUGAUUGCUUAAUACAACACUUCAUCCGUUGAGUGACAGUCGAAACAAUACAAAAAACAUAACAUAAAAAACCCAUAAUUUUUAUCCCAUUUUUAUUACUCUAUUAUUUUUGUCACAAAAAUGGGAUAAAUUUUGUGAACGAAAAAAAAGCGAAACUCGAAAUGUUUUUUAAUAUGAAAACAAUAUUAGUAUAAAAAUAAUUUCAUUUAAUAUUAUUAUAAAUAAUCGUUUAAUUCAUUGAAAGCUUUUAUCGGUUGAGAAAGUUAUUUAAGGAAAAGGAUUGGAAAAGUGGACCGUUUUUUAUAUACAUUUGUUUUAUUGUAUGGUCUGUCCGUCCGCUCGCGUCGGCGAACGGAUCGGUGUUUUCAUUAUUUUGAAUGUCUUUUAUAAUUAUGUUAUCGAAUGAAUGGAUAGUAUUUAUGAAAAGUGAAGGAAAAGUGAUUUUUGAAUUGUAUUUAUGUUUCUCCUUAUGAAUAGAAAGUGAAUUUCGAGAAAAAAUAAUAUUUUUAUUAUUUUUAUUUAUAAAAAAAAUUAG
Medioppia subpectinata is the source of this 3118-nucleotide messenger RNA. Lineage: Eukaryota; Metazoa; Arthropoda; Arachnida; Sarcoptiformes; Oppiidae. The record is from the annotation of a GenBank genome assembly.